Entamoeba invadens IP1 is the source of this 312-nucleotide messenger RNA. RefSeq names its product cadmium metallothionein precursor, putative. The record is from RefSeq and is a predicted model, not a curated record. The transcript has a single exon. NCBI's taxonomy places the organism in Eukaryota, Evosea, Mastigamoebida, Endamoebidae. The coding region runs from base 1 to 312 and encodes 103 amino acids.
AUGAGUUGUGGGUGUGAGAAAAAGUGCAAAUGUGAAGGCAGUGAAGCGAUCACUUGUGGGUGCUGCUGCCAAGAUGGGAAGUGCUGCUGUGACUUCAAAUGCAAAUGUGGUGCUGAAGGGAAGUGUGAGUGCUGCUGUUGCUGCAAAGAGGGAAAGUGCCAAUGCAAGACAUUUGCAACUGGGAUGACCAUCACCUGUGAGUGCUGCUGUGAGGGAUGCAAAUGCACAUGUGAGUGCAAAUGUGGAGAGAAGAAGGUGUGCCAAUGCCAGAAAGAAGCAUCAAGUGGGUGCUGUUGUAGAAAGACAUGCUAA